AUGCCUGCCAAACGAUCAACCACCCAAGCCAAGCCUUUCAGAUAUGUCGAUGAGUGUCAAACACGCUCAAGUGCAAGCCUUGGGGAUCUCAAACUUGGCAGAAUUCGCGUCGAUUGCUGCUUUCUGAUAUCCAAGACGCAGUGGGGUAAGCUUCGUGGGCAGGAUGCAGGACUGAUGUAUUUGGAUCUCACAUUUCAUCAACCCACCGACUGCAAGCUCUCACAAGCGACCAUUACCAUGAACUUCCAUGAGGCCGAGCACCGGAGGAGGCGAAUUAACACAGGUCUCGAGGUCACUGAGUUCUUUGGACCAAAAAUCCUCACCGGGGAGAAACGAGAGCGACAAGUGUCGAAGUCUUUCGAGGCCACUCCCAAAGUAGGCACCGCUAAUGCCAGUGUCGAAGGUAUUGGCAUUUCACGAAAGACUCAAGCCAGUUAUGCGUCGCGGUGGAAAUUCACUGGUUCCCGAUUUACGGAUGACUCUGAUGACGAAUCAUAUACUCCAAACAAUCGAUAUAGACAGCUUGUUUGGCACCUGGAAGAAAAUGAACUAGAGCGACAAGCGGUUCACCACUCAAUCGUGCACACUGCACUUACCUUCCAUCAUGACUCCUCUCCAUUCUACCUCGACCUGCAGAUCGAAGUCAAGAUGCAGCGAUGGCAUCACCGAGUCCGGCAACGCCUUGUUUGUCCGCCACGGAAUAAGAAGGCCCUUACUCGAGCUAAGAUCAAGCCCGUCGUCUCUGCAACAGACGAUCCUUACUUUUCCAAGUUAGUCAGGAAUAUAGAUCAAGUUAUGGUCGAAGAGAACUUACAUCCAGUGGCAGAUGACACACUAGGCAAAGAUCCUGACACGGAAUUUAGCGAGAUCUGUCUUCCGAAUGAAGCCUUGCUCGAGCUGGCACGACAGUUGACUGGAAACAAAUCUCCAAGUACCCUGGCGCCGCCCAGGAGCAGCUCGGCUGCAUCCACACAGACCGUGAACAGCUCUGACUCUACCCUUGUCGAAUCUGAGACGAUAAGCCAGUCCGAUGAACAGGCAGAAAUAAAAUGUACCAGUUCCGAGGCUGGUAAUCCGAUAACCGUCGAUCCUCCUAAGGAGAUUAUCAAGACCACUACGAUCCCGGAACAUGCAUCCCGCGUGGCACUCUCUGGGGCUCGGCAUACUUCGCAAGUUCUGGCGGCUUUGAUAGCAUGGCUAAUCCUGGGUUUGAAUGGACUACACGCGGGGCUUACUCGAGCUGGUAGGGGCCUUGAAAAGAGCUGA
Molecule: messenger RNA, 1266 nt
Organism: Aspergillus niger
Lineage: Eukaryota; Fungi; Ascomycota; Eurotiomycetes; Eurotiales; Aspergillaceae
Exons: 2
Coding region: 1-1266 (421 amino acids)
Source: RefSeq, a predicted model, not a curated record